This is a messenger RNA of Torulaspora delbrueckii, 2538 nucleotides long. It is a transcript of the gene MCM7, whose product is annotated as DNA replication licensing factor MCM7. The transcript has a single exon. Gene Ontology annotation, molecular function: ATP hydrolysis activity; single-stranded DNA binding; single-stranded DNA helicase activity. The record is from RefSeq and is a predicted model, not a curated record. The coding region runs from base 1 to 2538 and encodes 845 amino acids. Gene Ontology annotation, biological process: DNA replication; double-strand break repair via break-induced replication; DNA strand elongation involved in DNA replication. Gene Ontology annotation, cellular component: nucleus; MCM complex. NCBI's taxonomy places the organism in Eukaryota, Fungi, Ascomycota, Saccharomycetes, Saccharomycetales, Saccharomycetaceae.
AUGAACGCUGUUUUACCUUCUAUCCAGCUUUCGGUCGACUAUACCGUGCUUUCAUCGGAGAUUGGGGAUUUCUUGCAACACUAUAAGCAGGAUGUUAUGUCGAUGGACGUAGAUGUCGAAACUGAAGAGGUUGGGAAAGGUCCAAAAUAUAUGCAUUUAUUGCAAAAGGUGGCCAAUCGAGAGCUGAAUACGGUGUGUAUUGAGUUGGAUGACAUUUUCAGGUACCAGCAGUCGAAAUUUGCGGAAAACGGUGGGGAAAUGAGCGGUGGAACAGAUCUGGUGACUGUUAUAGAGGAAAAUGCAAGCCAUAUGGUUGAAUUAUUCUGUAGAGGGGUUGAUAAAGUUAUGCCUUUGCCCACGAAAGAGAUUGACUAUAAGGAUGAUGUACUGGAUGUGAUUUUAAACCAGAGAAGACUGAGGAAUGAAAGAAUGGUUUCGGAUCGGACCAACGAGAUUAGGAAUGAAAGUUCUGUGGAUUUUAACUCCUUGCCUUCGUCUACAUCUGAUGCUCUGCGAGAAUUAGUUGAAGAUGAGGCAGAUUUGUUCCCUGCAGAACUUACAAGAAGAUACCAUCUCUAUUUCAAGCCUCUUUCGCCAGGCCUGUCCCACACGAAGCAUGAGGCACUAUCGAGCUCUACGCCAUUGUCCGUGAGACAGAUUAAAGGUGACUAUUUGGGCCGCUUGAUUACUGUCAAGGGUAUCGUCACUAGGGUCUCCGAUGUGAAGCCAACAGUGAUGGUUGUGGCUUAUACGUGUGAUCAGUGUGGUUACGAAGUUUUCCAAGAAGUUCAUUCCAGAACUUUCACACCUUUAGUCGAGUGUACUUCGAAAGAAUGCGCUCAAAAUCAAACGAAAGGUCAAUUGUUUAUGAGCACCAGAGCAUCUAAAUUUAGUGCGUUCCAGGACUGUAGGAUACAGGAACUUUCACAACAAGUUCCCGUGGGUCAUAUACCAAGAUCAUUAACGAUACACAUCGAUGGACCGCUCGUAAGAUCCGUUUCGCCCGGUGAUGUUGUCGAUAUCACAGGUAUCUUUUUACCAGCUCCUUAUACAGGAUUCAAAGCCUUAAAGGCAGGUUUAUUGACAGAGACGUACCUUGAAGCACAAUGUAUCCACCAACACAAGAAGAAAUUUGCAUCUUUUAGUUUGUCACAUGAAGUCCAGGACAGAGUCGAUCAAAUGAUCGCAGAAGGUGAUGUUUAUGAAAGACUAGCGAAGUCGAUCGCACCGGAAAUUUAUGGAAAUUUAGAUGUCAAGAAGGCUCUAUUGCUACUGCUUGUUGGUGGUGUUGAAAAACGAGUCGGUGAUGGGAUGCAAAUUAGAGGUGAUAUUAAUGUUUGUUUAAUGGGUGAUCCGGGUGUCGCAAAAUCCCAACUGCUAAAAGCUAUCAUUAAGAUAUCUCCAAGAGGUGUCUAUACGACUGGUAAAGGUUCUUCUGGUGUUGGUUUAACAGCAGCUGUGAUGAAGGAUCCCGUUACAGAUGAGAUGAUCCUGGAAGGUGGUGCUUUGGUCCUUGCGGAUAAUGGUAUCUGCUGUAUUGAUGAAUUUGAUAAGAUGGACGAAAGUGACCGAACGGUGAUCCAUGAAGUCAUGGAACAACAAACUAUUUCUAUCUCCAAAGCUGGUAUCAACACCACUUUGAAUGCAAGAACAUCCAUCUUGGCCGCGGCAAAUCCCCUGUAUGGUAGAUAUAACCCAAGAUUAUCGCCACUAGAGAACAUCAAUUUGCCGGCAGCACUUCUUUCUAGAUUUGAUGUCCUUUUCCUGCUACUAGAUAUGCCCAACAGGGAUCAGGAUGAGAAGUUGGCAGAGCACGUUGCCUUUGUUCACAUGCAUAACAGGCAACCAGAUCUCGAUUUUACGCCAAUAGAACCGGCAAGAAUGAGGGAAUAUAUCGCCGUGGCAAAGUCUAAGAGACCUGUCAUGAGCGAAGCAGUCAAUGAAUACGUUGUUCAAGCCUAUGUCCGUCUAAGGCAGGACUCGAGAAGAGAGAUGGAUUCCAAAUUUUCGUUUGGUCAAGCGACGCCAAGAACGCUUUUAGGUAUAGUAAGAUUAGCACAAGCAUUGGCCAAACUGAGACUGGCGGACUGCGUAGAGGUCGAAGAUGUUGAAGAAGCCCUGAGGCUGGUCAAAGUCUCGAAAGAAUCCUUGUAUCAGGAUAGCAGGCGGAAGAACCAAGAAGAAGAAAAUCCUACCACAAAAAUAUUCACGGCCAUCAAGAAGAUGGCUCAAGAAUCGGGUGAUGAGUUCAAGAAAGCUCUGCCGUAUGAAACAAUCGUGAAGACUAUAAGGUCGAGAGGUUUCACUAUGACGCAGUUUAACACUUGUAUCCAGGAAUACAGUUACUUGAAUGUUUGGCAUUUGAUUAAUGACGGUAGUACGCUAAAGUUCGUUGACGAUGGCUCCGCCGAUGACAGUUCCGCGGCACAGUCUGCGGCACCGAGGGCUCAACAGGCUCAACAGGCAUCUCCCCAAGCUUCUCGUUCUACAAACGCAGCAGAUUUAGUCGAUUCAGAUACUGAAAUGGCAGACGCAUGA